AUGACAUGUUUGUUUUCACAAGAAGAUUUGUAUUACCCGCAUCCACUAGUUCAAGAUAUCCUCUGGGUGACUCUUCACAAGGUUGUUGAACCAGUUCUGAUGAAUUGGCCAGGAAAAAAAUUGAGAGAAAAGACUCUCCGCUCAGCAAUGGAGCAUAUACACUAUGAAGAUGAGAACACUCGUUAUGUUUGCAUUGGACCUGUGAAUAAGGUAUUAAACAUGCUUUGCUGUUGGGUUGAAGAUCCAAAUUCAGAGGCUUUCAAGUUGCACCUUCCAAGAAUCAAUGAUUAUCUAUGGAUUGCUAAAGAUGGCAUGAAAAUGCAGGGGUAUAAUGGAAGUCAAUUAUGGGACACUAGUUUUGCUGCUCAAGCAAUUAUGUCAACUGAUCUUGUCAAAGAAUACAGCAUAACUUUAAGAAAGGCACAUGAGUUCAUUAAAACCUCACAGGUUUUAGAAGAUUGCCCAGGUGAUCUUGAUAAUUGGUAUUGCCACAUUUCAAAGGGUGCUUGGCCUUUCUCCACUCGUGAUCAUGGUUGGCCCAUCUCAGAUUGUACAGUAGAAGGAUUAAAAGCUACUCUUCUAUUAUCAAAACUUCCCUCAGAUAUUGUUGGUGAACCAUUAGAGCCAAAUCGUAUAUAUGAUGCUGUCAAUGUCAUUCUCUCAUUACAGAAUGGAGAUGGUGGCUUUGCAACAUCUGAACUCACUAGAUCCUACCAUUGGUUGGAGAACAGGACUACUAAGUUGGUGAUCAUGUUGGAUAAAAAUUGGCUACGCUUCAAUAGAGCCUCAGAUGAGUAUGGAGAAAUUAUUGCAGAAGGUUAUUUUAUCUCAAGUGACCCAAAGGAUGAGGUUCACCAUGUUCCUCUUGGGCCUAGUGCUAUGAAAGUGGGGAUAGAUCUUGUGAGAAAGAAUGAUGCAUUUUUGUGGAGGCCUUCAACAAUUAUGUCUACUAUAGACGAUGAUGUAGGUAGUAUAAUUGCAUGGCCAGCUGAUAAAGUUAUAAUUAGCUAAACAAAUGGACUCACAACAAAGACAAGUGCACAAAGGAUGAUGAAUUGUAGGAUGGAGAAAGUUUCACACAUGGUUUACUUUUGUGUAUCUUGUAAUGUUUCUAUUUUUCAUUUUUGAAGUAAAAAUUGUUCAAGAUUAUAAAAUUUUAUUAUGUUAUGCUUUCAAACUUAAGUUAGAACUAAGAUCUCAUGAAGUAGACACAUUCAUGGUUUGAAUUAGUUAUUGUUUAAUGUAAUACUUAUGGUUUAUCAAUCUAUUGAGAAUUACAUUU
Humulus lupulus (European hop) is the source of this 1282-nucleotide messenger RNA. RefSeq names its product cycloartenol synthase 2-like. The transcript is spliced from 9 exons. The record is from RefSeq and is a predicted model, not a curated record. The coding region runs from base 1 to 1011 and encodes 336 amino acids. Lineage: Eukaryota; Viridiplantae; Streptophyta; Magnoliopsida; Rosales; Cannabaceae. Gene Ontology annotation, molecular function: intramolecular transferase activity. Gene Ontology annotation, cellular component: lipid droplet. Gene Ontology annotation, biological process: triterpenoid biosynthetic process.